AUGAACAGCACCUUGAGGGAUGCCCAGGCCCCAAGCCACCGUGAGUGCCUCCUGCCUUCCGUGGCCCGGAACCCCUCUGUCACCCAGGUCACGCCAGCCAAGAAGAUAACCUUCCUCAAGCGAGGGGAUCCCCGGUUUGCUGGGGUUCGCUUGGCUGUUGACCAGCGUGUGUUCAAGAGCUUUGGUGCUCUGAUGGACGAGCUCUCUCAGCGUGUGCCUCUCUCCUUUGGGGUGCGCUCUGUCACCACGCCCCGGGGCCUUCAUGGCCUCAGUACCCUGGAACAGUUGGAAGAUGGUGGCUGCUACCUCUGCUCUGAUAAGAAGCCCCCCAAAACACCCAGUAGGCCAGACUGGCCACAAGGGAGAAGCCCAUCUGCUCAGCAGUCAAGGGAUUUUGAAAGCCGAUGUGAGGCACCAGGAACAUCCUCUUCCUGCAAGGGUCCUAAGGCCCCAAGGAGGAUAAUGCUGGUUAAGAAUGGAGACCCUAGAUUCCAGCAGACAAUGGUUCUCAGCCAUAGAAAUACAAGGAACCUGUCGGCCUUUCUCAGCAAAGCCUCAGAUCUUUUGCACUUUCCUGUGAAGCAGGUGUACACGACAAGUGGGAAAAAGGUGGACUCUCUGAAGGGUCUGCUCCGCAGUCCUUCAGUGCUAGUAUGCGCUGGCUACGAGUCUUUCAAACCUCUGGCAAUGGAAGAUUCUAGAAGAUACGGAACUGAAACUUUAUCUGGGCAGACUCCAAGAAACAAAACUGGAAGCUGGGGGCCAAAGGCCAAGCAGAGUGUGAUCCACUCAAGGUCCAGGUCGGGCAGCCAGCCACGGCGGUUUUCCUUGCUGUCAGAGAGGUCUGGUCUCAGCGACCCCCCAGUGUCCCUGCAUCACGCUCAGACGGGCCCUGCUCCUGACAGACACCCUCAGGACAUGCCUGCCCAGCUUGGCCCAUUGGUGGCCAGUGACGAUGUUGAGAAAAAGGUCCGCAUGAACGAGGAUGGCAGCCUGUCUGUAGAGAUGAAAGUCCGCUUCCACCUACUUGGUGAGGACGCACUCCUGUGGUCCAGGAGGGUGGGGAGGGCCAGUGCCCUCACAGCAGCCAGUGAGGAGGUCCCUGUCUUGGGGGAGGUGGACUCCCUCCACUGUGUGUGGGAGGAUCACCCUGGGGGUUCCCCAGAGCCUGGGGCACAGGGACAGGGGCCCUGUGAGGCAGGAUGUGAAGAAGCCCUUGGCCGAGGCCGGUGGCAGCCAGGCACCAGGUAUGAGAUCUGGAUGAACCCCCUGUACUUCACCCAGGGAGAGGGGACAGCCUCUCGGAGGAGACCCAGGCUGACCCAACACUCCCAUUCCAGGAGGCCCUGUAGCCAAGUGUUCACCAGCAGGAAAAGAAGCAGCAAGGACAGUGUCAGCCCUACCUCUAGGGACAGACCCCCCAAAGACUCUGAGCCAAACUCCUCCUGCUGCUCCAGGUCUCCGGAAGGCAGCGUGGACAGCUGCGACCUACAUUCAGCCUCGGGGGCUGCCUCCCAGAGGGGAGCAGGGUGGGAAGCUGGAAGCCCAUCCUGGACUAGUGAGGGCCCAGGUCCACAGGAAGCAGGGCAGGGCAGCAGGGAGCCCCAUAGCUGCCUGAAGCCCCAGACCCGAGGCACAGCAGGUGCUCUUUCUGACUCCUCAGAGAGUGCUGAGUCUCUCGAGGAGUCUAGUGAAAGGGGUAAGCAGCACCAGGGCUGCCUGAGCAAGACAAGGGCCGUGACUACUUCCCGGACAAAGGCCAUUCAGGGGGAAGGCCCCAGUCCGCCCACGGUGAGUCCCUGGUCUUUGAGGAACGAGGACUCUCAGGCAGAGGACAGUGGACAGGGUACCAGGCACUCCCAGGCUAAGGACUCUUUGAGCAGCCAAGCUGAUGGUCUGGACAAAAAGGCAGGGGGCGGCAUUCCCAAGCCUUCCCGGCCUUUAGUUCUGCCAGUUGGACAGUCCGAGGGAGGGAUGCCGGGAGCCCACAGAGGCUGCGACUGCUCACCGAUCAGCACAUCCCUGUUCCACAGGACCCCCAGUGAUAAGACUCACGCCCUGCAGACCUCCCAGCCACUGCGCAGCCAGGGGCCCUUCUCUGAGGUCCCCUUGGUAUGCAGCAGAUACUGUCCCACCCCGCCAAGGACAUGGCCUUUUGUCAAGAAAUACCCUUCAUGUUGCAGCAACCCCAGUGCUGACUGGGGGCCAGGCGGGGGAGAGCUGGGGGAGGGAAAGCCUGAGGCAUGGUGCCCCUGGCCCCCCGGCUCUCAGUCAGGGGCCAUGGGGAAAGCAGUCAAAGCCUCGAGAAGGGGCAGCUCCAGCUGUGGCCCCAGGUCUGGGAGAAUAUUCCAGGGAGAGAAGGUUGCUGGUGGAGGGGAAAGCCUAGAAGGGCAAGAGAGAGAUAGCAGAAUGGCGCUGUGUGCUCUGCCCCAAGCCUCACCAGAUGCUGUGGUCCGUGAAUGGCUGAGCAACAUCCCAGUGGAGCCCAUACCCAUGAAAUGUGAGGUGGUGGGUGAGAGCACAGUUGUGGCAGGGGAUGACCCAGAAGGCCCCAAGGAGGAUCCUGUUGACAAACGUUCCCCAGAAUGUCUGGGGGAGCCAAUGCAGGUCAGACAACCGUCACAUGAAGGGGCCGCCAGCAAGAAAGCGGAGCCAGACGGAGCCCUCCCAGUGACUGGUGAUGCUCAUCCCAAGUCAGAAGACGAUCUUCCUUGUAGCGGAGUUUCAGAAGACCCCAGGGAGGCUGGAUCAGGCAAAGGCAUGGCCGUGGACUGUUCAGUGGGCCCGUGCGUGCUUCCGCACAAGGUCUCUGCCUCCAUACAGAUCAUGAAAGCACUAAUGGGCUCCAAGCAGGGCCGGCCCAGCAGCCUGCCCGAAGUGUCCAGCGCAGCGGGCAGGAGGCUCAGCCGCUCUGCCCAGGCCCUUAUCACCUGUCUUGCUGGGCUCCACUUCUUUGAUGAAGACCUUGGGUCUCCCACUGGCAAAGUGAGGUUCAUAGACUCUCCUCGGUACCAGGAGCUCCUGAGCACCUUCCAGGCCCUGUGGCCAGGGUGCGGCCUCAGGCGUGGUGAGCUGGACUCUGGCCUCUGGGAGCUUGGCUGGUGCCAGGCUCUGCCGGGCCUCAGGUCUGACGUCAUGACGGAGGACUUCACACUGACAUCCUCAUCUGGUGUGGAUGUUGGCAGUGGCUCCAGAGGCUCAGGGGAGGGCAGUGGACCCUGUGCCAUGGAGUGCGCCCUGGUCCCUGAGAGGGUAGCCCUGCCCUUGAAAAUCCCCUCCCAGAGGCCUGAUUCUAGAACCUCCGAGAACCGAGAGGAUCCAGGAAACCAACAGCUGAGUGGUUCCACGGCCUCUUCAAAUUCCCAAGCAUGGGCUUGUGCCAGCAGAAAAGAUGAGGCAGACAGAAACAGUGGGGGGCAGGUUCUGGGCAGGAACCUGGACCAAGUAGUUGAAAACACAAUGCAAGAAGAGGAGGUACCGCUAGAGAAAGUCAGAGAAGAAAAAGAAAUCGCAGCACUGCAAGGAGAUGGUGUCCAGGGAUUCCCAGAAGAGGGAAGAGUCACGGGACAAGAACUGUCAGAGACCAACUCUCAGGAUGGGGAGGGUGCACAGGAAGAUAAGAGUGUGCAGGAAGAAGAAGCAGGAAGAGACCCUGCCUCCACUAUACUUUGCCCUCCAGGAAAAAGAGAGAAACCCACAGAGCUCCCUAGGAGCCUCAGCGACAGGGAUGCAAAUGCCAGUGGCCCCCACAUGGAACCUGGUUUGGAGAAGCUGCCCAAAGCAGCUGAGACAUGCCAUGCUCAAGCCCAGGCCAAGUGCACCCAGGGACCUAGGGAGACGAGCUCUUCUCCGGCCCGCAGAGUGUCUCUGGACCCUGAGCCCCUCUGGGUGUCCAAGUUGCUGAGGAAGAUGGAGAAGGCCUUCAUGGCCCACCUUGGUAGUGCCACCGCGGAGCUCCGAGCCCGCUGGAGCCUGCAGAACAACAGCCUGCUGGACCAGAUGGUGGCAGAGCUGCAGCAGGACCUGGGCCUUCGGCUCCGAGAUAGCACUGAGAAAGAGCUCCAGAAGAUCUGGAGCCAGGCAGUGGGGAAGAGGCCGGGGCCGGCCCGGGAAGGCCUCAGGUGGGAGAAGUCCCUGCAGAUGGAGCAGCGCAGGUGCCGUCUCCAGGGCCUGAGGUACCUCUCGGCCUUCUCCGGGCCGGCUGGAAGCCAGGGGCCCGGCCCCUUCCCCGCAGAGGAGGAGGAUGCACCAACUCUCAGCGGAGCCCUGGGGACCUGGCUGGUUGGGGAGGCCGAGGGGGAGGAGUUUUGUCCCUGUGAGGCCUGCAUGAGGAAGAAAGUGAUCCCCACGUCCCCGAAGGACACAACGGGGGCAUCCAGGGCACCCAUCCAAAAGGCCUUCGACCUGCAGCACAUUCUGCAGAAGAAGGAAGGGGCGUGUGCUCGUGGCGAGGCAGCAGAGGCAGCCCCCGAGAAGAGAGGGAUGGAGCUGCUUCAGGGGGACCCCUUGGGGACAGGGACUGUCCAGGGGUCCACUGGAGGCCUGGAGCUGGGGUUAGACCAGGACCCUGGGACAGAGGGGUGGGGCGAGGGUGAGAACAGCCAGACCCUUGGCAAAGACGGAGACCCCCGAGGGAGGGAGGAGGAGGCAACUGCUCAGAAGAGAGAAGGGAGCACAGGGGCUGGACGAAGCAGUGUCCCAGAGGCAGCAGGUGGGGAGGAGCAGGGCUCUGGUGGGAAGGAAGAAAACACCGAGGAGGGCUCUGGGGCUGACACCGCUUUGGAAGAUGAAGCCUCUGGAGGAGGUGACCCAAGUCCAGGAGGACAGAACGAUGGUGUCAAAACUGCAGAGGCCCCGGAAGCUGAAGGAGAGGGGCAGCCAGAGUCGGGAGGGGGAAACCAAGGGGAGGAAGAAGGUAGCCCGCAGGUCGGCUGGGGACAGGGCCAGCCGGGUGAGACUUCUGGAAACAGAAGCCCAGAUCAAGAGGGGAAGCCAGCACUGCCGCCUACCCCAGGUGGAGAUAGCCCCUGCCGGAGGUCAGGCAGGAAAGCAGGUCUCUCCUCCUCCAUCACAUCAUCUCUGGGAAACUGCUCUCAGCUCUCUCAGAAAGGCUCUGUAGAAAAGCCUUUGAAUGGAGACAUGAGGAGCUUCGAAGAGGAGUCCAAGGUACUCCCUGGUCCAGAGAGAAAAGUCACAGAUAUGUACCCAGAAAGCUCCAUUUCUGAGCAAGAAGAGGCCCCCUUGGGGCCAAGGACUCCAGAGCAGGAGGCAGGCGAGGCCUCUGGCCUAGAAGCUGAGAAGGUAGUUAAAACUCCUGCUUUCACAGAAAGGAGGUUUAAAAACCUCACCAUGGACAGAACAGAUGGCUUUGGCCACGAUGACUUAGAUUUCUAG
Messenger RNA from Neomonachus schauinslandi (Hawaiian monk seal), 5394 nucleotides. It is a transcript of the gene RP1L1, whose product is annotated as RP1 like 1. Gene Ontology annotation, cellular component: axoneme. NCBI's taxonomy places the organism in Eukaryota, Metazoa, Chordata, Mammalia, Carnivora, Phocidae. The transcript is spliced from 4 exons. The coding region runs from base 1 to 5394 and encodes 1797 amino acids. Gene Ontology annotation, biological process: retina development in camera-type eye; photoreceptor cell development; axoneme assembly. The record is from RefSeq and is a predicted model, not a curated record.